Molecule: messenger RNA, 2388 nt
Organism: Brugia malayi
Lineage: Eukaryota; Metazoa; Nematoda; Chromadorea; Rhabditida; Onchocercidae
Exons: 22
Coding region: 1-2388 (795 amino acids)
Source: RefSeq, a predicted model, not a curated record
AUGACCUAUUGUUAUUCACAUUCAGUCGGUCCACUGUACGGUGGUUGGAAAGGGGGUUCACUCUUCUCUACUGAUUCGAGAAAAAUUGUGACAAGAAUAAUGAAGUCUAACUCUCAUGACAAGUUAUUCCACUUGAAAGAAUACAAUUGCAAUAACAUUAGACGGUGUCUACGUGAACUACGUGUGAAACGAGAUCCAAGUACCACUGAGAUGGAUUCCUUAGAUAGCAGCAUCGGUGCUGUACACUCCAACUGCAUACGUAAGAUUCAAGUAACAGCGAAGGAAUGCGGCGAACAUCUGAAGGUUGCCAACAUUCUUAGUGUUAACAAAUUGAAACAAAAUUUGAAAAGUACUUUGGAAGCGUUAACUGCACAAAAUGACUGUCUCAUCUGCUCUAUUAAUACAAAUAUCAAUGAUGCAGAAUGCUUGGUUCCUUCUAUGACACAAGAAAUAAUCUGCAAGCAGUUCACUGCAUUCAUGCACAUCCUCUCAAACACUAACACUCAAAAAUUAACUUUAAAUACUUCUUCAUACAUUAAUUCAAAGGAAAAAAUUGAUACAAUCAAUUUCGCUAUGCACUGGUUGAAGAACUCAACAGCACAUUUAUUACCAUUCCUGGAUACCAUGAUAGGACCACUCUAUGUCACGACACUGUCACCAAAUCAACUGAUAGCACUGAUACGACACCUUCGACAUCUCUGUCAAGAAGUUCCCUAUUUAGCAGAUGUGAGUACAACGGAAUCAGAGUGUAAAGAUACGGAAAUUAGGAGUUCCGAACUGAAUGCUUUGAAGUACAUUACUGAAAUCAACAAAUUAUCAAGUCUCGAGGAUCUAAUUAAGAUAUAUCAGCCCACUAAUGUCCACACCCAUACCUUUACGCCAGCCGAUGACAUCUCUGGACAACGACAAAUUCAUGCUUUCCCAACAAAGCACAGAAUUUCACAAGGACAACAAUUCUUCCAAUAUUCCGUUGACAUUGCCGAAGAGAUGGAUGGAAUGACGGAGCGUUGUGUGCUUUGUCCGGAAAGUCUACUGCAAGUCGACAAAUCUUCUGAGCAAUUCCAUGGCUUAUUAUUCCCGAAAAGGACGCGAUUAGCAGCUGCAGGGACAUUCGACCAAAAAAGUAACCAUACGAUGAGGCCUCACUCAAACAACUUUCGAGACUUCAGUAGUACACGGAAUCAGUGCCUUUUAAGACAGAGUGAUACCAUGACGGCAGCAAGUGCGGAAGAACGGACAGUUGGACGGAAUGCCUUUAGCAGUGACAGUCUUGCUGCAAUUCAGGAGACACAGAAUCUAUUCUCGGAUAAAUUCACCGGGAGAUCUCGGGAAAUGACCCGACCAUGUGCUUUUGAGCCCGGAACUACCAACAAGUUUAGUCAGACACCAACACCACUUUCAAAUCAUCCGAGAAUUGCUGAACAUUCACAAACUUCUAUUGGAGCAGGAAUAAAUUCAUUGUCACCGUCUACGGAAACUAUCAAUCGAAAUUUGCAUAGUGUGGAAAGUAUUACAGACAUUGCAAAUAUACCAAAGCAAUUCUACUGCAAAAAAUAUUUCACACCAAAUCUGAAUCAUUAUCGGGGCGGUGGUAGAGCUAUCUAUAAUCUAACAGAACGAAUCAGACAAGCAAAGGAAAAAUUUUAUUGUUCAGGUGGUUUGCAAACCAUGAACCAUUAUGCAUCUCAAAAACAAAACUUUACUGAUAUUGGUGACAUAACAAAUCCAUUUUCUAUGAACUAUUACGAAAAAAACCCAAGUGGAGCUUCCAGAAGUGGUCCAUACAGAACGGAAAGUUUGGCAGAUAUGAAAGCUAUACCGGAUCCAUUUUCUCCGAAAGGAUUGUCAACUGGACAACAGUAUUUCGGAAAUGUUGAUAUCACUAAAAAAACGGCCAACACUCAAGAAUACAUAACACAACCUUACGCUCGCUACACUCCUUCCGAAAUUGAGGACAUCAAUGCGUAUCCUGAGUUUGUACGUGAAGAUCAAGCGAUUGGUAAGAAGGCGCUUACUCGUGAGGAAUGCGAAGAAUUACGUGGAAUUUCACCGAUCACUGAUAAGGAACAGAGAAAAUCGCCCAUUAUUAAUCGAUACGAGCUGUCGGAUGAUGAACUAAAUGACCUUAAAAAUUUGCCGGAUAUUGUUGAUUCGCAAUACGCAAUCGGACGUGGCAUACGUUCCGAAGAGGAAAUUCAAGAAAUUCAGGCACUGCCGGACAUUCACUCAUAUUCUCCUGUAUCGGAUUGGAAACUGCUCACAAAAAGCAACCGUUCUACUAGCGGUCUGGCAAAUUCCGGUUUACAAUCUGCAUACGUCGCACCUGACAUGCGCUCUCACCACUUCGACUCACCUGUUUCAUCGGAAUAUAUUAUGCAUCGACAAUAA